This is a messenger RNA of Solanum lycopersicum (tomato), 599 nucleotides long. RefSeq lists its product as uncharacterized. Gene Ontology annotation, cellular component: endoplasmic reticulum. Lineage: Eukaryota; Viridiplantae; Streptophyta; Magnoliopsida; Solanales; Solanaceae. Gene Ontology annotation, biological process: endoplasmic reticulum unfolded protein response. The record is from RefSeq and is a predicted model, not a curated record.
ACGCGUUUUUCUUGUGCCUCUCGUCCUCGAUAUCUUCGCCACCUAUAAAUCUUUCAAAAACAGUUGAAAUUCAAUCAUUAAUAAGACAAAAUAAAAUUGGGGCAAAGGGAAGGAGGAACAACUUUUAGCUGAAAUAUAAUUCUCUCUGCAAUUUUUCUGUUCUCAUAUAUCGGCGGCCACCACAUUUUCCUUUUAAAAUGACUACAUCAAGGCGUCUUGCUGAUAGGAAGGUGGAGAGGUUUGAGAAAAAUAUUACCAAGCGAGGAGCUGUUCCUGAAACUACUGCAAAGAAGGGAAGCCAGUAUCCAGUUGGCCCUAUCUUGCUUGGAUUCUUCGUCUUUGUUGUCAUUGGCUCAUCUUUGUUCCAGAUAAUAAGGACAGCAACCAGCGGGGGUAUGGCUUAAUCUUGCAAAGUUAUACGAGUAGUGGCGCCUGCGUUGUUGUAGUUUUGUUUUCCUCAAAGUUUAGCUCAAUGUAGAAAUGAAAAAAAAAAAACUUUUGUAGUAAUGUGUUUUUUUUAAUUUGUGAGACUCAAAAUAUAAAUUUUCUCGUCUCAUUAUGUGGUUAAUGUUUGUGUUCUCCAUCAUUCUUCCUACCCA